AUGACCGAUGAUCAAAAGAUUUUAAAAUCAAAGCCGAAAGUUUUAAUUUUUGGUGAAGUCAAUACCCACACCGAUGAUUUUAAAAGAUUUGCCAAAAGAUUUGAGUACGAGUUCUACAAUCUUACUACAAAAGAAAAAUUCAUUGAAGACAUUCAAACUAUUCAUAAUGAUGUAGAGGCGUUUUGGUGCAUGUAUUUUGGAUUUAUUCCUAUUGGAGGGUUAACUAAAGACCUGGUUGAGUAUUUACCAUCAGGUCUUAAAAUUAUUGUCACCAGUGCUGUCGGCUAUGAUCCUUUUGAUGUGGUGGCACUAGGAGCUCGCGGAAUUUCUGUUUGUAACUCACCGGGUCUUGCAGCCAAUCCUGUUGCAGACCAUGUUCUUUACGUCACUUUAGGACUUUAUCACUACUCACCGGUAUUUGAAAACUUACUUCGUCAAACUAAAAAUACAGGUGAUUGCAGGGCAAUUUUACAGUCUGGACUUCCAUGGAAUAAUGAAAUUGGAAGACCAGUUCUUUGUAGGGUGCCUUCUGAUUCCAUUACUGAUGACCAGGCUAAUAUCCCUGUUAAGCCAGUUUAUGGAUUUGGAGACAAAGUCGGUAACCGGUUUGUGCGCCAACCCCGUGGUCAUGUAGCUGGUAUUGCAGGACUUGGUGCCAUUGGAAAAGAAAUAGGCGCACGUUUAAACUCGAUUGGUAUGAAUGUCUGCUAUCACAACCGUACAAGAUUGAAUCCAGACGAAGAAGCAAGACUUGGUUAUGCUGCCACAUACUAUAAAUCCUUUGAAGAUAUGCUGCCGAAUAUCGAUUUGCUCAUUUUGUCGCUGCCUAUUAAUGACUCGACUAAACACAUUGUUAAUGAGAAUACUUUAGCCCUUCUUCCUCAAGGGUCUAAAAUUGUGAAUAUUGGUCGCGGUGGACUUAUUGAUACUAGGGCUUUGAUCCAAAGUCUCAAAACUGGGGAAAUUCAUGGUGCGGCAUUAGAUGUUUUUGAGAAAGAGCCUAUUGUAGAAGAAGAGCUAUGUGACCGCUGGGAUGUUAUACUUACGCCGCAUACUGGCUCUUCGACUCAAGAAAACGUUCUAGGCGCAGAAAAAAUUUGCAUUGAUAAUCUUUUAAAUUUUUUUUACAAAGAAGAUAAACUCAUAACAAUUGUAAACAAGGCAUAUUUAUCUUUAAAAUAA
Magnusiomyces paraingens is the source of this 1182-nucleotide messenger RNA. RefSeq lists its product as uncharacterized. Lineage: Eukaryota; Fungi; Ascomycota; Dipodascomycetes; Dipodascales; Dipodascaceae. The transcript has 3 exons. Bases 1 to 1182 code for a protein of 393 amino acids. The record is from RefSeq and is a predicted model, not a curated record. Gene Ontology annotation, molecular function: hydroxypyruvate reductase [NAD(P)H] activity; NAD binding; glyoxylate reductase (NADPH) activity. Gene Ontology annotation, cellular component: cytosol.